Molecule: messenger RNA, 3295 nt
Organism: Setaria italica (foxtail millet)
Lineage: Eukaryota; Viridiplantae; Streptophyta; Magnoliopsida; Poales; Poaceae
Product: protein FAR1-RELATED SEQUENCE 5
Exons: 6
Coding region: 823-2961 (712 amino acids)
Biological process (GO): regulation of DNA-templated transcription
Molecular function (GO): zinc ion binding
Source: RefSeq, a predicted model, not a curated record
ACGUUCACGGACCAAACAAGAGGGCAAAGCCGUCCAGAGUCCAGCCCAACCCGUCCCGCACCUGCACGCACGAACCCUAACUCUCAUCCACGAUUCCUCCCGAGCGAGCGCGGCGCAGCAAUCCAGAGAGCGGGCGGCGUCCGGGCGGGGUCGGGAGCGGUGGCUCGGUGCUGGGGCAGUCUGGCGGCAGGCGCGACCCGCAGCUCGCGCGCAGCCGGCAGAGGUAUAGAGGGCGAGACAGAAGAAAAAGAUGGAGGAGAGAUGUGCAAAAUCAAGCCCCUUGCUGCCUGCUCAAACUAUGACCGAGAGGAAUUUGAAAUAUUACCAGGAAAUGAGUGGUACGAAUGGAGAAUCGGGUAUGCAUCAAGGGAAUGAAUCAGCAAAUAGAGAAUCUUAUAGCCUCGUGGUAUCUGCUAGGAAUAAGGUCCGUGAACCACGAAAGGAAGCAGAAAAGGAAUCAGAAAUGGCAAUGGUAGAAACAGAAGUGAAAGGAAUGGGCUUAUGAUGUUAACUAGUUGUGAACUUUGUUUUUGAGAAAGAAGUAGCUACGAACUUAAAGUACUUAUGACAGUUGAGAUACGCAAAUGUUCCAACUAUAUUUUUGUAUUUUUCUUGAUAAUGCAUUGAAUUGUUCCAUUUAUUUCACUGAAUUGUUCCCUUCCAUGUUAUAACAAAAACAUUGCUGGUAGGAAGCUACUCAAAGGUUACAUCAUUUGAAAAAAAUGCUACAGAAGUAAGUGUCAAAUUACCAAAACCUUGAUAUUUUGAUAUGUGCAGAAUACAAGAAAAGGGGAUACAGAUUUGGAAGAAAGAUAUGGAAUCAUGCUUGCUCCUGAACAUGAGGCUGGAGAACAUGUAAAUCUUACAACUGAAGAUAGCUUGCAGUCACCUAUUUUCCUGUGGAAUGAUACUGAAACGAACAGGCGAUCAGAAAUACAGGCCCUGGAAACUGGUGACACAUUUGUUCAGGAACUGGAUCAAGAGAAUGGAAAUGCCAUCCUAAAUGGAGAUGAAGACCUCAAUGAAUGCCAAAAAGAUCAAGCUGAAGCAGAAGCUGAUGGUGAUGAAGACUAUAUGUUUCCAAGUCCAGAAGAAAUGGAAAAGGCCAGGCCUCCAGAGGUUGGCAUGGUAUUUCCCACACUACAAGAUGCUCAUCGCUUUAUCAGUGUCUAUGGGCAAGUUACUGGAUUCGCGGUGAUUAAAGGAACGAAUUACAAGCACAAGAAGAUAACAUUUGUGUGCAAUAAAAGUAGGAAAGCAAAAGAGACUGAUACAAGACAGAGGAAGAGGAGAAGAGAUGCUGUUGAGCACACUCAAUGCCGCAUGAAGAUGACUGUGAAACUUGUUGCAGACAGAUGGGAGGUUACAGCAGCUAUGAAUGAACAUAACCACCCACUUUGGUGUUCGCCCUUGCUGACCAGAUUUUUCAUGAGCCACAAGGACAUGUCGGAGGAAGAGAGACACUUCUCAAGAAUAUUGCAGGAAAGCAGGAUUAAGCCGACAAAGAUAAUGGAAAUUUUCAGGAAAUUACAGGGGAGAUUGAAGAAUAUACCUGCAAGGAAAGUGGAUUCUAACAACUUGAAACAGUCUGACAGACUGAUGAAGACUAGGAAUACAGAUAUUGGAAGCACACUAGAACAUGUGAGAAGAUUGCAAAAGGAGCAACCUGGGUUCUACUACGCUAUGAAGACUGAUGAAGAUAGCACUAUAAGAAGUAUCUUUUGGACAGAUGCGCGAGCUAGACUUGAUUAUGCUUUAUAUGGAGAUUUCAUUCAUUUUAAUACGACUUGUAGAACCAAUGCAUACCACAUGCCAUUUGCCUCAUUAAUUGGAAUUAAUGGGCAUGGUAAGCCAACUGUUUUCGGUUGGGCUUUGCUUGAAAAUGAUGAGGCAGAGACAUUCUCUUGGUUAUUCAGGACAUUCUUGGAUGUAAUGGAUGGCAAGAAACCAAGUAUUAUAAUGACACAUCAGGAUUCAGCCAUACAGAAAUCAAUUGCAGAGGUAUUCCCCACAGUUUUUCAUCGGUUCAGCAUGUGGCAUGUGAUGAGGGAAGCUGCAGCUGAAUUUGGAGGUUUUAUGGUUAACAGACCUGGAAUGGAAGCUGACCUGACACGUCUUGUUACAAAUUCUUUAACUACUGAAGAAUUUGAGAAUGAUUGGAAAACAAUGCUUGAGAAAUAUGCUGCAGAACUAAACGCACACUUGAAGCACAUGUAUUGGACAAGGUCUAUGUGGGUGCCAGUUUACUUCAAACAUGUGUUUUGCCCAUUUAUACGUUCCUCCGGAAGUUGUGAGAACACAAAUUCAAUCUUCAAGGACUAUGUUCUGCAAGAGGAUACCAUAGAAACCUUCAUCAGGCAAUAUAACAUCUUCCAAGAGUCUGUUAGCACUGAUAGAUUUGAGUCAACUCGGCAAAAGCCAAAAUACUGUACUAGGCAACCAAUAGAAAGGCAUGCUGCAGAAAUUUACACAAUGGGGCUGUUCUUGAAAUUUCAGAAAGAGCUACUUGAUGCAUCAGCUUUCAAUGUUUUCAAAAAGGAAAGGGACAGAAUUUAUAUGGUGAAGAGAAUGCUGGACUAUGAGGAUUCUGAGUUUCUCCACUAUACCUUCUCUGUUGAAGUUGACAUGAAAAAUAAGACAUUUAAUUGCAUAUGUUUGAAGUUUGAGAGAGAUGGAAUACUUUGUUGCCAUGUUCUGAGGCUUUUCACCCAGUUUGGAAUUAACGAGAUCCCUGAGCACUACAUCAAGCAAAGGUGGACAAAGAAGUUCAGAGAGCAGGAGUUGCAGAAACUUUGCACAGAGAAGACAGGAUCAACUGCUUCACAAAAUGCGAGAUAUGCUGUGCUUAUGAACAGGACAGCAGAAAUUGGUGCCACUGUAAGCAAGGAUCCAAAGCAAAGUCAAGUAUUCUUGGAAGAGCUCGAAAGGAUUCAGCAGAAGCUGUCAAGCGGAGCUAGCUGAGGGCACGGAUGAAAGAACCACACAAGAAGACCAGAACGGGAGCAAAGCAAAUGAAUAGCGAGGAAAAGAGGGAGCACCUACACAAGAAGAGGAAUUGUUCAUGAUCAGCACAUGCGGUACUGUAGCACAUUACAUAGCUCCAUAUCAGUUUUUUUAUUAGCUGGGUUGUUUAGGGGACAAGUCAUUAGAUUGUAUCCUUUCAGAUGACAAGUCAUCAUUAGUUAGAGAUAACUAGUAAUGUAUCUUGGUCUCAAGUGGUUCUGUUCAACCCUCCCUCUUUCGGCAUGAAUACUUCCUAUGUGGUGGUUUAUUUGCUAAAGUGAGCGUUUGUCUA